CCCUUCGAGUCCCCUCCCCUUUCUGCGCCCUGCCCUUCCCUCCACCUGAACCCUGCCACCGCCUCUCUCAGAAUUGCAGGGAAGGUGGGGCACACGGAGUACCCUCAGCGAGCCAGAAAGGACGUGGGGCUUAAGGCCUUGCCUCCCACCCAGGGGUGGUGGGGCUCACAUCCCGCCCGCUGCAUCCCGUUGUCUGCACAAACGGAGCUGCCAGCCAGCCAGGGCUGGGCUGCUCUGGACAGGGGCAGUGGGUUCCGGAGGCGGGGUGUCCAGCACCUACCCCCAGUACAAUCAGGUGACCACUGGGAGGGUCCUCAGCUGCACCCAGGCUGUUCUGGGCUGAGGGACUGAUCAUGGCUCUGGAGGGAGAAGCAGGACCAGCCGGAGCCUGGGAAGCCCAGAUAGCCAUCCAGGUUGUGGAAGAAAGGCUAAGUUGGGUCUGGAAGGUCGAAGGCCUUGGGAGAGGUGGCCUGAUUAGCAGUGGCCCUGGGUGUGCAGACCACCUGGGUGUGCAGUCCUUAGAGAGGCUGGGUCAACAAUUACUGGUGGAGGCUGAUGGAGUCUACCUGGGCCUAGAAAGAUCCAACUCUGGACCAUCCUGGCGUGGAGGUCAGCCAUGUGUGGGUAGGGCCAAGGGCACCUUGCUGUGGGCGAGAAGUCACCCAGAGAUGGGACCAGUGCUGGGUCCUGGGGCCUGGUCUAGGGGUGACACAGGCUGCUGCCACUGCUCUAAGUGGCAAGCAGGCAGUGCAGGCCUGGACUUCCCAGCCCCAGAAUCUUGUGCUGGCUCUGUUCUGGCUUCCUUGGUGACCUUGAAUGAAUUAUAAAAAAAACUUUGGCCUUUGGUUUCUGUUCCAUUCCAACAGCUCAGCUGUUCCCCUGCCCUGGGGGACACACCAUGGGCCAGAGCCAAGAGCCCAGCUUCAGGGCACCCAGUGCUGCCCUGCCAGCCACACCCACUCCUGGUGUUGGGUGUCAGGCAUGUGGGAACCCAAAGGACCCCCUUCUUUUCAGGACCCCCUGGCUGUCCCAUUACCCCAGCAGCAAAGCCCUCAGGUGAUGAGUUUUAAUGGGUGGCCCAGGGCUCAGGGCUCUGAUGUUGCUGAGGGGAGGAGGAGCAGCUUGGCAAGAGGGCCCCUUCUUUCAGCUUCACCUCUAAUCCUGGCUCUGCUUUGCAGAUGAGAAGGCUGAGGUACAGGAGAUGUUAUCCUGGUCACCGGUGAGUGCUGGCAGAGCAGGGGCCACCGGGCAGGCAUCUGCAGCCUGGAGAGCUGGCCCCUGUGUGCCACCCCUCCCCCACUUUGGGCAAGACCUGGCCUGGGCACUGAAGGGCCUUGAUUGGAUGCUUCAAACAGAGGUGCCUUUGGCCUCGGUCCAAGUGAGGGAGUGGACAUAAUGGAGACAUUUAAAAUGAGGUUUAUGAGCAUUUAGAGCACACAGAAAAAUGCUUAUGAGAUUCGUUGAGUGAAAACAGCUAGAUUCAAAACUGAAUGUGCAAUGUGAUCUCACCUAUGAUAAAAUACAGGCCAGUAAGAAUCCAGGAGGCAGAAAACCAUAGUGGUGUGGUGUGCCGCAACCUCCGAGGGGGUUUCUUCUAUCUUCCUGAGUUCCCUAAGUCCUUUCUGACCCAUGUGUGCUACUUCCUAUGUGCAUGGACUCCUUUCUCAGCUGGAGAUCUGUCCUGUGAUGCGGCUGCUGCUACCACCAUCCUGGGAGGGGACCGGCGGGAACCCUGUGCUCUGACCCCAGGGCCCAGCCACCUGGCUCUCACGUUUCUGCCCAGCAAGCCGGGUGCCCGGCCCCAGCCCGAGGGAGCCAGCUGGGAUGCAGGGCCUGGUGGGGCAACCUCAGCUUGGGCGGACCCAGCGGAGGGCGGCCCGAGCCCUAAGCUCCUCCCUGAGGGCCUGUCCCAGGCUCUGCCCACUGAGGCUCCUCUCCCUGCCACCCUGGAGCCCCGGAUUGUGAUGGGAGAGGAGACAUGCCAGGCCCUCCUGUCACCCAGGGCUGCCCGGACAGCGCUCAGGGACCAGGAGGGUGGGCACACAAGCCUGGACCCACCCCCCGAGCUGUGUUCUCAGGGUGAUCUUUCUGUGCCUUUCCCUCUCCCAGACCCUGACUCCUUCUUCACGCCUCCCUCCACCCCCACCAAGACCACCUAUGCCCUGCUUCCUGGCUCCGGUCCCCAUGGGGAUGCCCAGGACUCAGAGGCUGAGAUGCAGGAUGAGCUGCUGGACUCGCCCCCUGCCUCGCCCUCGGGCUCCUACAUUACGGCUGAUGGGGACAGCUGGGCCUCUUCACCCUCCUGUUCCCUCAGCCUACUGGCUCCGGAUGAAGGGCUGGACUUCCCCUCAGGCUGGGGCCUGUCCCCCCAGGGGUCCAUGGCAGAUGAACGAGAGCUGCACCUUGCAGGGACCCCAGAGCCCCAAUCCUCUGAGUCCAGCCUCUCCGCAGACAGCAGCUCCUCCUGGGGCCAGGAGGGCCACUUCUUCGACCUGGACUUCCUGGCCAAUGACCCAAUGAUCCCGGCAGCCCUCCUACCCUUCCAAGGCAGCCUCAUCUUCCAGGUGGAGGCAGUGGAGGUGACACCACUAUCCCCAGAGGAAGAAGAAGAGGAGGUCGAGGCAGCUCCCGGCCCAGGUGGGGACCUGGCAGGGGAGGGUGAGGAGGACAGCACGUCUGCCUCCUUCCUCCAGUCACUGUCUGACCUGUCCAUCACGGAGGGCAUGGAUGAGGCCUUCGCCUUCCGGGAUGACACCUCUGCAGCCUCCUCUGACUCAGACUCAGCCUCCUACGCAGAGGUAGAUGAUGAAAGGCUAUACAGCGGGGAGCCCCACGCCCAGCCCACCCUGCUCCAGGACAGUGUCCAGAAGACAGAAGAGGAAAGCGGAGGCGGGGCCGAGGGGCUGCAGGUUCUGGAAGGGACUGUGUCCUUGGCCUUGGAGCCUGUUUCUCAGACCUCAGACAGAGGGGCCCAUCUCUCCCAGAGACAGGAAUCCUUCUCAGAAGUAACAGAAGACGGCCUUGCUUUAGGCCAGGAGUCCACUGCCACUGUGACCCCUCACACUCUGCAGGUAGCCCUAGGCCUCCAGGUGGAGGUGGCUACCAGGAUGACUCCUCAGGCUGGGGAGGAAGAAGUGGACUCCACCGCUGGGCAAGCACCUGCUGCCAUGGCAGUGCCUCAGCCCUCCCAGGAGGGCAUCAGUGAGAUCUUAGGCCAAGAGUCUGUCACUGCAGAAAAACUUCCAACUCCACAGGAAGAAGCAAGCCUCACAUUGUGUCCAGACUCUCCGCAGAACUUGAAGGAAGGAGGAGGGCUGGACCUCCUGUCAGGCCCGAAGCCUGUAGCUACAGCCACACUUGUGCUCCAGCAGGCUGAAGACGGCCUCACCUUACCCCAGGACUCCGCUGUGACAUCACCUCUGCCCCCACAAGACACAGACCUCCCGUCAGGCCCAGAGCCUGUGGCUAUAACCACGCUUGUGCCCCAGCAGGCUGAAGAUGCCCUCACAUUACCCCAGGACUCCGCUGUGGCUGCAGCCACGCUUGUGCCACAGCAGGCUGAAGACGGCCUCACAUUACCCCAGGACUCUGCUAUGACAGCACCUUUGCCUCUACAAGACACAGGCCCCACCUCAGUUCCAGAGUCUCUAGCUAUGACCACCCCUCAGACCUUGCAGGCAGAAGCAGACUGCGCCCCAGGGACAGAGUCCGUGGCCUCCAUGGCUCAGCAGGAAGCAGGUGCAGCCUUAGGUCCCAGGCCAGCACCUGAGAACAUAGCCCUCCCUAGAGUCCCAGAGCCUGCAGCCUUGGACCAGGUCCAACAGGAUGACCCACAGCCAGCUGCAGAAGCUGGGACACCUUGGGCCGCACUGGAAGAUGUGGGUCCCACCUUGGGCCUGGAGGCCCCCCAUCUCCCUGAGCCUGCCUCUGGUAUGGGGGAGGAAGUAGCAGAAGCCCUUCCUAUGCCCAAACGGCAAGCAUGUCUGGGAGCCCGAGUGCACACAGGUGAUGGGGACUUGCCCCCAAAGGAGACCCUGGAGGCUGAGAACCAGCAGGGAGGAGGCCUCAAGCCACCGGCUCGGGCAUGUGGACCUGGGUCAGCCCUGGGAGGUGCAGGGGAGGUCCCCGAGGCUCCUCCUGCUGCCUGCCCUGAGGUCAGCCAGGCCCGGCUCCUGAGCCCAGCCAGGGAGGGAAGAGGCCCGAGUGGCAAGUUCACCCUGGAGCCCAGACUUCCCUCAGCUGUGGCCACAGAAGCCUGUCUGGACUCCUGCCCAGAGUCUUCAGUAGGGGCUGUGUGCAGGCUGGACGGAAGCUGCCCUGAAACGCCUGCCCCCACAUCUGCACCAACCUCCCAGCAGCUGGAGCCGGUGCUGGGCCUGGGCAGUGUUGAGCAACCCCAGGAAGCACCUAGUGUCCUUGGCCCCCAAUUGCUGCAGCCCCCAGAAAACCUUGCAAAGGGUCUGCCCAGCUUACCCCUGGACAGGCUCCUGGGCCCUGACCCUUCUAUUCCUGGUGUCCUUGCUGAGGCAGCCCUACCCCCACUGGACCCCCCAGCCCCCUGCCUGUGCCAGGACCCCCAGGAAGACUCCGUGGAAGACAAGGAGCCCCCAGGCUCUCUGGGCCUCCCACCGCCCCAGGCAGGAGCCCAGCCUGCCACUGUUGCUGUCUCAGGAACCACACAGCCUCUGGGGAUUGAGCUGGGAGUCAGCCUCUCGCCUCACUCCCCACUCCUCAGCCCCAAGGUGGCCCCCACGGAUGCCAAAGACCUGGCCUUGCAGAUCUCGCUCCCUUGCCAAGUGCCUCCUCGCUCUGGGCCCCAGAGCCCAGCUGGCCCUCAAGGGCUCUCAGCCCCCGAGCAGCAAGAGGACGAGGACAGCCUGGAGGAAGACUCGCCUCGGGUCCCGGGCUCAAACCAGCAUUCGGAUAGCCACGGGGAGUCGUCAGCCGAGCUGGAUGAGCAGGACAUCUUGGCUCCUCAAACUGCACAGUGUCCAGCCCAGGCCCCAGCAGGCGGCAGUGAGGAGACCAUCGCCAAAGCCAAGCAAAGUCGCAGCGAGAAGAAGGCCCGAAAGGCGAUGUCAAAGCUGGGCUUGCGGCAGAUUCAGGGAGUCACCAGGAUCACCAUCCAGAAGUCCAAGAACAUUCUCUUUGUCAUUGCUAAGCCUGACGUCUUCAAGAGCCCAGCCUCAGACACUUACGUGGUCUUUGGCGAGGCCAAGAUUGAGGACCUGUCCCAGCAAGUGCACAAGGCUGCAGCUGAGAAGUUCAAGGUGCCCUCAGAGCCCUCAGCCUUGAUCCCUGAGUCAGCACCCAGGCCCCGGGUGAGGCUGGAGUGCAAGGAAGAGGAAGAUGAGGAGGAAGAGGUGGACGAGGCGGGGCUGGAACUGCGUGACAUUGAGCUGGUGAUGGCGCAGGCCAAUGUGUCCAGGGCCAAGGCUGUGCGGGCUCUGAGAGACAACCACAGUGACAUUGUCAACGCCAUCAUGGAACUGACCAUGUAGCCACUGACCAGAAGCUGGAGCCAUCCUGCGCCUUUCCUUAGCUCUGCUACUCAAUAAAUCGGUGUCCCUUCAUUGCCCU
Molecule: messenger RNA, 5580 nt
Organism: Cebus imitator (Panamanian white-faced capuchin)
Lineage: Eukaryota; Metazoa; Chordata; Mammalia; Primates; Cebidae
Gene: NACAD
Product: NAC alpha domain containing
Exons: 9
Coding region: 1491-5501 (1336 amino acids)
Biological process (GO): protein targeting to membrane
Cellular component (GO): cytoplasm; nascent polypeptide-associated complex
Source: RefSeq, a predicted model, not a curated record